UUUCGACCUCCAACAUCAAGCUACUCACCGCCGCAGAACAGCAUACACUGCUAGCAGCUACAUUUCUUUUGUCGGCCGGGGUAUCGAAUAUCUGGCGCACUGGUGUUUAAGGAAAAUGGCUUCGGGUGCGAAUGAGGGCGUGGAGGAAAGGGAAGCAGCCUCGCGGCCACGAGGUCAGGAUGUUUCCCCCAGCACCAACGCGGACCUCGAGAAGCGCGAUGCAGAAGAUGAUCUGAGCGAAGGAGAGACAGGGUCCGAUGGCGAACACUCCGAAGAUGGCGGCGAGGACGAGAGCGAAGUCAAGACUUCACGGAGAGACGCGAACUCGGUGGAAGACCACAACGCUGUGAAUGAGCCUUCAAGCGCAGACGGAGCCGCAGAAGCACCUCCCCUCCCUGCAGAGGAGAUUCCUCCGCUCCCCACAGAAGAGCCUCCAGCGGCAACAGGGCAAGAUGACGGCUGGGCGCCAAUUUGGGAGGAGAGCGCCCAAUCUUUCUACUUCUACAAUCGGUUCACAGGCGCGACGCAAUGGACAAAUCCUCGAGUACCUGAAGCUUCACAACCUCCUCCGCCAGGCGUUGCAGCUGCUGCCUACACGCCUCCCGUGCCUGCGCCAACGGAGAACCCGCCGACCUCUGGAUACAAUCCUGCUUUACACGGUGACUACGAUCCUACAGCCUGGUACGCACAACCUGCUGCUCCGCUUCCAGCAGCGCCUUCAGAAGCACCCGCAGAUCCAACUACUCAGUACGCAGCCACAGCACAAUUCAAUCGCUUCACCGGUCGAUUCCAGAAUCCCGACUUGAACCCCGAGAAUUUCAACGACGAGAACAAGAGCCGGAGGCAGAUGAACGCGUUCUUCGAUGUCGAUGCGGCGGCGAAUAGUCAUGAUGGACGGAGUCUGAAGGCAGAGCGAAGCGGCAAGAAACUAUCGAAGACGGAACUGAAGCAAUUCAAGGAAAAGCGGAAAGCGAAAAAGGAAGAGAAGCGGAGAGCUUGGCUGCGAGACUGAUAUUUAAGAUACCACGGGACGGGGCAGGCAUGGAUUGGCGUUGCAUAAGGGUUCGGUUUCUUGCUUUGGGAGCCGGUUGGCUUGCAUAUAGGUCUGUACAAUGGUGGAGAGCAUGGAGGGCCAUAUUCAGCAUCAAUUGGAAACAAUUUGAUCCCUCGAUUACCAACUUUGGUUCUGAUGUCCCAAUUCGAGGUUUCCCGUCUGCAAGAGAUCACGGUCCAGAGGGGCUUUGUGAUCCGUGAGCACAU
Messenger RNA from Hyaloscypha bicolor E, 1260 nucleotides. RefSeq lists its product as uncharacterized. The transcript has a single exon. The coding region runs from base 116 to 1012 and encodes 298 amino acids. The record is from RefSeq and is a predicted model, not a curated record. NCBI's taxonomy places the organism in Eukaryota, Fungi, Ascomycota, Leotiomycetes, Helotiales, Hyaloscyphaceae. Gene Ontology annotation, molecular function: protein binding.